Molecule: messenger RNA, 270 nt
Organism: Paraglomus brasilianum
Lineage: Eukaryota; Fungi; Glomeromycota; Glomeromycetes; Paraglomerales; Paraglomeraceae
Source: the annotation of a GenBank genome assembly
AUGCUCUCUUAUAAGCAGAUGGAAUUAAGUAUUGGGGGACUCAUGACCAGGACAUACCUGAAGCACAUGAUCAAACUGCUAGAAUCAGAAAAUUUUGAGGCUGCUACAAAUGAUGUGUUCUCAGAUUUGACUAAAACACAUCAUGGUGUUGUUCCAAUUGCUCAUCCUAAAAUUCAAUGCCACAAGGAGCUGGAUGAUAAUGGCAUUAAUACUACCAGUUAUAUUGAUACUGAUGCCAACAUGCCUCUCAGAAUAAUCCUCUCUAUUUAA